AUGACAGAUUCAUUUUUUAAACCAUCUAAAGCUUAUAUACAAGUUGAAGGAAGACUUCAAGCAGCAAGUGGUGCAUCCUAUGCUGAUACAGAUGUAGUUACACUUACACACAAUGGAAUUAUGCAUUUAUUUGAUAGAAUGGCAUAUGAUUUAUCAGGACAGAAUAUAGAAACAGUAAAUAAUUUAGGACAAGCAACUACAAUGUUAGGAAUGCUCAAAUAUUCAAAUGACUUCCAAUUAGCAGAAGGAUUAAAUCAACUAUGGUACAAAGAUACUGUAACAGAUGCAAAUUUGACUACUAAUGUUGGAUUUACAGUAAGACAAGCAUACAUUAUAAAAAAACCUACUACAAAAGGUACAUUUUCGUUUUGUAUUCCUUUAAAUCAUAUUUUCGGAUUCUGUGAGGAUUAUACUAAAGUAAUUUACGGAUUUAAACAUACAUUAACUUUACAAAGAAAAAAUGACAAUGAUGCUAUUUUUCGAUCUGCUGCAGCAGCUAUAGGAAAAGUAAAUCUUACAAAAAUAUCAUUAUGGAUGCCUUAUGUCACACCAUCAGAUAAAGGAAGACAUACUCUUAAUACUGUUAUUAAAGAAAAAGUAACAAUUCCAGUAGCUUUUUAUUCUAGAUCGUGUGAAACUACAACUCCUCAACAAACAUCUAAAAUGACUUGGAAACUUGGUGUUAAAAGUGAUGAAAAACCUAGAUAUAUUAUCGUUGGAUUCCAAACAAAUAAAGAUAAUGAUCAAACACAAAAUGCUUCAAUAUUCGAUCAUUGUAACUUAACAAAUAUGCAAGUUGUGAUUAAUAAUACAAGAUAUCCUGAAGCUGAUUAUGAACUAUCAUUUUCAAAUCAACAAGUUUCAAGAGCUUAUACAGAUGUAUCUAACUUUAAAGAAAAUUUUUGUGGAAUAGAUAAAAUCAUUUCAAAUUGUAACAUAACACCUUCAGACUAUAGAGAUUUAUAUCCACUUAUGGUUUUCGAUUUAAGACAUCAAUCAGAAAGAUUAAAAGCUUCAUCAUCAGAUAUUCUGAUUAUAGCAAACUUUAGUGAAAAUAUUCCAGAUGGAACUGAAGCAUUUGCUGUUAUUGUGUCAGAAAGAUUAGGUAGACUUAAGUCUAAUGGAGAUAGAUUUAACUUUGAAUAUUAG
Hydra vulgaris (swiftwater hydra) is the source of this 1149-nucleotide messenger RNA. RefSeq lists its product as uncharacterized. Lineage: Eukaryota; Metazoa; Cnidaria; Hydrozoa; Anthoathecata; Hydridae. The record is from RefSeq and is a predicted model, not a curated record.